UCCUUGUGCGGACCGGUGCGCAGUCGACAGCAGCCAUGCGGCGAUCGCAGUUCGCCGCGCUCCUCGGCGUCUUGGCGGCAGUGGCGGCGGCGGCACACGGGGAGCCGCGUUACCCUCACCUGGCAUCAUACGUUCCCGUCCUGGUGCCCAAGCAUUUGGUCCUGGCAGCCGGAUCGCAGGAACUCUCUGAGGAGCGCUACACUCGUCGGCGAGUCACCCCCGAGCAAGAAUCAACCGAGGUUCCUGACGGACCAGCGUCUUACGGGUCGGAACCGUACGGGUCCUCGAGGGAGUCGGCCGAAGAAGACCAUGGAGUGCCUCGGGAGCGUCAGCUGCGUCUUGUCUACGCCCGUAGGCCUCGGAGACCAGCUCCUCCGCGCACGGCAGGAACUCUCUGGAUUCCACGCGCCUCGAGAGGGAUCGAGCCACCGCUGACCACCACGCACUGGCGCGGCAUGGACCAACAGGAAGCCAGCAAGGACGCCUGGAAGCUGGGCAGCCACCACGGACCCGCCGGUGCAGCACGGAUACGACGGCGCCGAGCCGCUACAAAAACACUGGCGCCGUCGAGCACGACAGCCGCGGCCACGGGCUUCAUCCCCAUUGCGGGCCCGUUCGGCGGCGGCGGCGGGCAGGAGCUCGCUUACUCGGCCUUCUUAGACGGCGGCUCAUCCACUCCUUUUCCAGCAGGCUUUUCGAGUUACGCCAGCCCGAGCCGGCAGCAGCACUCGAAGCAGGCCUACGGCGGCGGCUUCGACUACGGACGCUCGACCACGAGCGCAUUCUCAGCCGGCUACGACUCUCUGGGUAGUGGCAACUUCCAGCUCAUCCGCGGUGGAGUGUAUGCCGAUGACCAAGCCAGCUCGAGCCAUGUACCAUACUAUGUGCAGGGACCCAGCAGUGGUUACCAGACCUAUUCAUACGACGAAGACACUGGUGGGCCCGUUCUGGGCUUCCAGGGCUUCGAACACUUCGGUAGCCCCCUCCACAACGCCCUCAGCAAGCACACUCACGUGGUGGGUGCCUCGACGGAGCACAGGACGCGCACAUCAACGCCCAAACCGCCGCCCGUUGGCGAAGACCAAUUGCGGGCCACGGAAUAGGUCAGACCAUCAGUGGUAGUUCUGUGGACAGAGUCAUGUGAUCACGGCGCUGCAGACCACUUCUUUAGAGGUGCUCAAUCACUGGUGUGUGCGGAAACUUAAGUCCAUUCGAGAGGUCCUCUCCACCAAACCAAAUUUAAGAUCAUUCAUUUGGGGGCUUCAAACAUGUGUGGUCGUAAGUCUGGUUCUAGCUUGUAGCAGGAAGAGAUGUGCCCAGUGCAGCGCGUCUUCGAGGUCUAGGCAAGCGUGUCAGCCUUUUCCCGAGACCAAGACAGGCAAGUGGCUGAAGCUUAUUAUGUUUCAUCCGUUUCGAGGCCAGGUGCAGGUCUUCGCAGCACUCAAAGAAGCCAGCCAAAUUAGAUUUGUUGCCUGUGCCUCUUCUUUCAAGUGGAGCCUAAAGACGCGGCUCUAUGGAACUCUGCUACGUGACAAUACACGGCUGUGCUAAAGACGAUGACGUUCGGUGGCUGCGCGGCAGACGCUGAUUGUUCUUUCGUUGUGUCAUAACACAUUUUGUACAGUUUACUAAAGAAACAGCUGGAACUAUACAAACCUUGUAUCGUGAAUAUAUAUAGGACACUACAAUGUGAAAUGCAAUCGAAAGAAGGCAACAGAAUAACAUUGAGUGGCAAUUUCAUGAAGGCUCGAUGAUUCCGCUGAAACUACUUUUAUGAAACACAGACAUUGUAAUGCCUAAAUUUUUGUCAUCAAUGUACAGCUCACACAUUCACAAUAGAUCUCUGGUGUUUUGUACCGUGUUUUCUUUACGUUGGGCACAGAAUCGCGCAAAAUUACGGCUUUUACGCGGUAGUCAGUAUACAAUUAACACUAUUGUCAACUUAGUUCAGUGUCGUUUUCUUUUCAAUAAAGUAUUGGUGUUCA
This is a messenger RNA of Dermacentor silvarum, 1985 nucleotides long. RefSeq lists its product as uncharacterized. Lineage: Eukaryota; Metazoa; Arthropoda; Arachnida; Ixodida; Ixodidae. The transcript has 2 exons. The coding region runs from base 36 to 1103 and encodes 355 amino acids. The record is from RefSeq and is a predicted model, not a curated record.